AUGUCGAGCAUCUACAACACCGAGCCGCAGCCUACGGCUUCCGUGAUCCUGCAUACUACCCACGGUGACCUGUCCGUCGAGCUCUUUGCCAAGCAGACGCCGCUCACAUGCCGAAAUUUCCUGCAGCACUGCCUCGACGGCUACUAUGACGGCACGAUCUUCCACCGACUCGUCCCAGGUUUCAUCUUACAAGGUGGUGACCCAACCGGCACGGGAAAUGGCGGCGAGUCCAUCUACGAUCGAGGCGCCUUCAGCGGGGACCUGGACCCAUGGCCAAUGGACCAGCGGCGAGGCAAAAAUGCCGGCCCGACCGGUGUCAACUUCAAGGAUGAGUUCCAUUCACGGCUGAAGUUUAACCGCAGGGGUUUACUGGGCAUGGCAAACGAGAGUUUGCCGGAUACGAAUGGGAGCCAGUUCUUCUUCACGCUGGACAGGGCAGCGGAACUGGACGGAAAGAAUACCAUGUUUGGGCGGGUGGCGGGUGAUACGAUCUACAAUUUGGCAAAAAUGGGCGAGGCCGAAGUGGACGAGGCAUCGGAGCGGCCGUUGUACCCGACCAAGAUCAGAGGGGUGGAAGUGCUGGUCAAUCCGUUUGAAGACAUGAAGAAGCGGGAGCGCAUUGCGCAACGGACAACCAGGCCAGCCGUUGCAGCGAAGAAGAGGGACAAGAAAAGGAAAGGUGGGAAGCAGCUUCUCAGCUUCGGCGAUGAAGAAGGCGAGGGUGAUAUUGAACCUCUACCCAAGAAGCCCAAGUUCGACACAAGAAUCGUCAUGAUUGACGACGAGGACGAGAACAAAGAGCCUAUGCCUCCGCCCCCGCGAACGAAAGCUGCCCGGAAGGAGGAGGCGAAGGAUGAAAGGACCGUCCCCAUACGAGAAACAGCUGCGCGGCAGGCAACAUCCCGUGAGCCCUCGCCUCCGCCCCCGCCAAAGUCGACCAGAAAAAGUCUGGAGAAAGUGAAGGUGAAGAAUGAAAUUGAACUGUCACCCGAGCCAGAGUCGCCAAAGAAGAAGACCGAGCUGGAGCGCACAAAUGAGGAGAUUGCUGCGCUGAAAGCCUCUCUGAAGAAGACUGUUCACUCAUCAGAGCCAUUCCAGGAGGAGAAGAAAAAGUCCGCUCUGGAGCAGAUGAUACCCGCAUCAGCAACAAGAGGCCGCAAGAGGAAGCCCGGCGGCAGUAAUAUAACAGCGGCUGAAGAGAGGAAGGCGCUAAACUUUCUCAACUCGUUCAAGGCAAAAUUGGACCAGGCACCACCAGAGAAGGCUGCCGAGGAUGCGUCGAAUACAGAAAUUGGCAAGGACAAGGACGCAGAGGGCGCAACCGAAGAAGACGAGGUCUGUGAUCUGCACUUUGUUGCCAACUGCCAAAGUUGCCAGGCAUGGGACAAGGCGGAAGCCAAAGACGACAGUGAUGACGAGGGCUGGAUGUCGCAUUCCCUUAGCUUCGCAGCAGACAAGUUGGGUAAAGACCUGACAUAUCGCAAGAAGGCAGAAGAAGAGUUGGUAGUGAUCGACCCACUGGCAAAGGCGCGCGACAUCAACACGGAGCGCAAGGGGAAAGACGGCCGAGGAGGAUCUUCUAGACGAGCCUGGGAUGACAUUGCAAAGAAUGCGCAAAUGGCUCGGGCAUCAUCGUUGGCAGGCAGAGGUGCGAAAUGA
Molecule: messenger RNA, 1659 nt
Organism: Cryphonectria parasitica EP155
Lineage: Eukaryota; Fungi; Ascomycota; Sordariomycetes; Diaporthales; Cryphonectriaceae
Product: cyclophilin-like protein
Exons: 1
Coding region: 1-1659 (552 amino acids)
Biological process (GO): protein peptidyl-prolyl isomerization; protein folding
Cellular component (GO): catalytic step 2 spliceosome
Molecular function (GO): peptidyl-prolyl cis-trans isomerase activity
Source: RefSeq, a predicted model, not a curated record